UCAAGUGUGUGGGGUUUUUUUUGCGGAAAAUAAAAAGUGUAUCACAACGCUUAAUCUCUUCUGCUGUUGAAGUUUAUAUCGUAGUAUGAACUAAACAAAAUACAAAAUUGCUUUGUGUGCUUUACCGUUUAACAAGGGAAAUUAUGAAUAAUAUUAAUGUAGUUCAGUUGUGCCUUAUCGUAAUUAUUGCUAGUAGUUUCUUCGUAAAUUGUGAUGGGCAAUGCAACUGUGCUGAUUUGGCAUUUAUAAGGCAACUUCUUCAACAGGAAAUGUUUGAAAGAAAACUUGAGAUGAGUAAAUUACGUUCGGAACUGCAAACGAAAGUAAAUGGAGCUGAGUUGAUUGAAACGGAUUCAGUCAAAGAUACACAUAUCCACAUACGAGUAGAAAGACUUGAAGAGCGAUUUGAUGAAUUUGUAAAUGCAAGCAACGUUGAACAAAAAGCUGAAACAGAUGAUGAUGAUGAUAAGGCAAAGCUAACCACUCAAAAGACUAGGGAUUUUGAAUCAAGAGUACGUAAGGCUAUAAAACACGAGAAAGCUGAAAGACUAAAAUUCAUUGCAAGUGUUCAAAAUGAAACUGAAAAUGUGAAUCGCAAUAUUUCGCUUUUCAUGAAAACAACUGAUGCGUUUGUCAAAGACCAAAUAAGUAAAUGGUCUGUUCACUAUAACCAAUUUGGAAAGAAUUACUCGCAGGAGUUUUCAGAAUUGACAAGAUCGGUUGAGGAUAAGUUACAAAAUCAAGCUACAGCAACAGAAGCAAGUGUUAAUUACAUCAAUGACACCGUAGAUGAGCUUAAACAAAAUUUGUCAAGGAGAUUGGAUAGCAUUAUGGUCAAUGUAAACGAUAACAUUAAUGAUAAAAUCCUGAAAACCGAAUCCGUUCUUCAAGAAAUGCAAGCAAAUGUUACUGAUGUAAGAAAACAUGUAGAGAACGAAUCGGUUGCCAUAAAUUCCCUUGAAGCUAAUGUUGGUGAUUUAGACAUAGUUGUUGAAAAUUUGAAAAAUACAGUAUCUGAGCUAAAAGAGCAACUGAAAGAACAUAUUAAAACUUCGGACAAGCGAUUUAGCAUAGUAGGCAAAGAAAUUGGGACUUGCCAUAGUUAUGGAGGGCAAUGGACACUACAUGGCAAACAAUGCUAUAGAUUUGAAACAGACCUUACUACUUGGUUUAAUGCCAAAAAAAAAUGCGAGAUAUCUGGCGGCGAUCUAUUGAAAAUAAAAAGUAAAGAGGAGAAUGAUUUCAUUGCAAAUCAUAUCAAGAAAAUACAGAGAUCUUUCUGGAUUGGAAUACAUGACACUCAAGAGGAAAACAACUGGCAGUGGAGCUCAUCUAACGGGAAUCAAAGACCUAGUGAUUUUUUUUAACUGGGCGCCUUAUGAGCCAAACAAUGAUCAAAACGACGAGGAUUGUGGUACUAUACUACAUGGUAAUGGCCAAUGGAACGACUUUACUUGUUCGGGAAUAUUACCUUUUAUCUGUGAAGCAGAUCCACAAAUUGAUUGACAUGGUUCACAUAUAUUCGCUGCUUUGACAUUUUUAUCAAACUUAAAUAAUAUACAGUUCAAACAUAUAUUACAUUAUAGUUAUUCCAGAUUGAUAUUAUAAUUUGUAGAUAAGAUAAUAAACAUGAGAUUAAAUCAA
Messenger RNA from Ruditapes philippinarum (Manila clam), 1644 nucleotides. RefSeq names its product low affinity immunoglobulin epsilon Fc receptor-like. Bases 144 to 1367 code for a protein of 407 amino acids. The record is from RefSeq and is a predicted model, not a curated record. NCBI's taxonomy places the organism in Eukaryota, Metazoa, Mollusca, Bivalvia, Venerida, Veneridae. The transcript is spliced from 5 exons.